CUUCUCUUCUCCAAAUCCCUUCUCUGCGCCUUCAGCCUUGUUCCAAUGCAUAUCUUGGUUGUCAACGACGACGGGCCGCCGUCAAAUCAAUCCUCGCCCUAUAUCCAUUCGCUUGUCGUUUCGCUACAAUCGGCUGGACAUACUGUCUCAGUGGUACUGCCGCAUCAGCAGCGAUCAUGGAUCGGUAAAGCCCACUUGAUUGGGGCUGCCGUGAAGCCCACCUACUUCCGGCCAGGAACUCUGCACAAGGACGAUGGCACCACUCACGAACUACCCCACGGUAUGAACGAAGGAGACGACGAGAGCUAUGACGGAGACGAGUGGAUUCUUGUCGACUCGACACCGGCAAGCUGCGUACAAAUUGGCCUAUAUCACUACUUCGAAGACCGCGGUCCGAUUGACCUCGUCGUCUCUGGACCGAACUACGGCCGGAACUCGACGGCUCUCUUUGCCAUGUCUAGUGGAACGAUUGGUGGCGCGAUGGAAGCAGCCGUCUGCGGGAAGCGGGCGAUUGCCCUGUCAUAUGCAUUUAGCUCUCGCCAGCAUGACCCGAUCGUCAUCGCGGAGGCUUCGCGGCACUCGGUCCGUUUGAUCGAAUAUCUUUACAAUAACUGGGUGGAGGGAGUAGAUCUUUACAGCAUCAAUGUACCUCUGGAGCCUGGUGUGAGUGAGGCCAAGGUCCUCUACACGCAUAUGCUUGAUAACCGCUGGUCGUCCGGCAGCUGCUUCAAGGCUGUUAACGCUUCUGCGUCAACGGACAAUCCGAGUGCGCAUGAGCACAAGCUGCGAGAAGAGGGUGAGAGCGCUGGACAGCCUUCGUCCGCGGAAGGGAGCAAAUUACCCGUCAAACGAUCGCGGAUCCAGCACAAGCACUUCGAAUGGGCACCGAAUUUUACGGAUGUGUACAGAAGCGUUGACGAAGGUACUCCCGGUAAUGACGGUUGGGUUGUCAAGGAGGGAAUGACCAGCGUGACGCCAUUGAAGGCCAAUUUCAUGCACACUCCCGGCAUUGAAGGGGAGAUCAAGCUUUCAUGCCUUCUGCGUGUUGCUUCACUUUGCUUUUUCUGCCCUCAAAUCUAUUUUGCAAUGCUUUACACACCGGAUAAUGAUGAGCCUACAUUAUAUACUAUCGUGGACAGCGACAAUCCAUACGUCCAGAGUCUCAUGGAGCAGGCACUGCAGCGCCGCCUCGGUGCCGGCCAAACUCGCACCAUCUCCUCCCUGGCAGACCUUCCGUCUCCGUCCGCGCCGGUGUUCCAGUACCGCGAAUAUGAACGACUGGACUUUGAGCAUGCCAUGAUGCACUCAAUGUCGUCCCUUGCGAAUGCCUACAUCAUCCGAAAGGCGCUAAUCCGCAAGCACUACCUCUCCAACACCGUCACCAACUGGGUCACCAAGCACCCGGACAGUGUGCUGGCCAAGCACUUCAAGUUCGCCUGCGACUUUGAGCUCGACUACGCCGAGUUCCUCGAUGACGCCCUGCUGGAAGCCUACGAGCUCCGCGAAAGCCUCGAGCGGAACGAGACUCUCCCCGAAUCCGAGAAGGAAUGGUGGAUCCUGAAGGCGGGCAUGAGCGACCGCGGCCAGGGCAUCCGGCUCUUCAACAGCGAAGACGGGCUGCGCGAGAUCUUCGAAGAAUGGGACCCCGAUUCAGAUGACGAGGAGGAGGAAAGCGGCUCGGAGCGACCCGCUGCUGCAGACGAGGGUGAUGGAGACGACGACGAUGAUCACGGUGUUGUUACCUCGCAACUGCGCCAUUUCAUCGCCCAGCCGUACAUCGACCCUCCGCUGUUACUGCCGUCGGCGUCACAGCGCAAGUUCCACAUCCGCACCUACGUUCUCGCCGUCGGGUCGCUGAAGGUCUACGUCUUCAAGGAGAUGCUGGCGCUAUUCGCCGCGAAGCCCUACUGCCCGCCCUCCGAGGAGGACGACGAGGUCAAGGACCUCGCCCGUCACCUGACCAACACCUGCUUCCAGGAGGGUGGGAGCUCCAACGAGGGCAGCGUGCGACGCUACUGGCAGCUGGACGAAUACGUGCCGGGGCUCACGCCGGACUGGAAGGAGAAACUCUUCGAUCAGAUUUGCGCUGUGACCGGCGAGGUCUUCGAGGCCGCGGCCCGCGGCAUGAUGGUGCAUUUCCAGACUCUACCUAAUGCGUUUGAGUUAUUUGGUGUGGAUUUCUUGGUGGACAAGAGCGGCAAUGCGUGGCUUCUGGAGCUGAAUGCCUACCCGGACUUCGCGCAGACGGGCGAGGAGCUGAAGGAUCUGGUCGUGGGGCGUCUGUUCGAGGAGACGGUGGAUGUUGCUGUCAAGCCGUUCUUUGGGCUGGGAGAGGCGGCGGCGAAGGGAACCGAGUCCAUGAGGUUGGUUGCUGAUUUGGAGUUGGGUCGGAAGGCUUAGAGUAAAGGGCUCAAGAUGUGUACUUUAUUAGAGGCGUUGAGUGGCAUCGUUUGAUAUACGGUCAAGUCAAAAAGUCUGGACGGUAUGAUAAAGAAGGAAUUGGUUGGCAAGUGCAAUAUAGGUAUAGAAGAAG
Aspergillus homomorphus CBS 101889 is the source of this 2533-nucleotide messenger RNA. RefSeq names its product putative acid phosphatase. Gene Ontology annotation, biological process: protein modification process. The record is from RefSeq and is a predicted model, not a curated record. Bases 46 to 2400 code for a protein of 784 amino acids. Gene Ontology annotation, cellular component: P-body. The transcript has 5 exons. Lineage: Eukaryota; Fungi; Ascomycota; Eurotiomycetes; Eurotiales; Aspergillaceae. Gene Ontology annotation, molecular function: hydrolase activity.